AUGCCUGGAAGAGUUAGUGGCAAAAGGAAACCAGGCCACCAAAGAACACAGUGGCUGGACACCAACAAAGCUGACACCAACCAGAACAUAAAACCACUCAAAGAAGUAGUACAAGAUUCGCUCGAGCCGGGCGGCAGCAGCAGCAGCAGCAGCAACAGCAGCAAGAGGCAAAGAAUCUGCAGGGAGUGGAAGAUUGUACUAAUUUGGAGUGCGUGCAGGACCUCUUUGUAUAUUGAAGAUAAAGAAAUUAUUACUCCCUAUUCCAUGAUGCAAAAGAAAUAUUUCAAGGGGAGUUCCUACAAGCCAGAGUCUGUAGCACUUACUGCUGUGGCAUUACAAGAUCAUAUUUUACAUGAUCUUCAGCUGCAAAAUCUUUCAUUAGCAGAUCCUUUAAAGUCAAAGACAUGGAGUAAAAAAAAUAAAUACAGGCCUGUGAACAAGGAGAAAAUCAGAGCAGUUAUAGAUACUGGAUUAAAAAAAACAAACAAACAGCCAAACAACCAAAAUAACCCGCAAAAUGAAGAUCCAGAGAAAGAAUAUGUCCUUGAUCCGUGUCCUCAGCCUCUGACUUUAGCUCAGAAGUUUGGAUUGGUGGAGCUUCCUGCUAUGCCACUAACUCUAGAGGAAUGGGGAUAUGUCAAGCAACGAUCCAUAAAACAAGGAGAUUCUGUUCAACCUUGUGCUAUAUGCAAAGAAGAAUUUGCACUUCAGCCACAGGUGUUGCUCUCUUGUUCUCAUGUAUUUCACAGAGCAUGCCUGAAAGCUUUUGAAAGAUUCGCAGCUAAAAAGAGCUGUCCAAUGUGUAGAAAGACCCAGUAUCAAACACGAGUAAUUCAUGAUGGAGCCCACAUUUUUAAAAUAAAAUGUGCUACAAGAAUUCAAGCUUUUUGGAGGGGACAUAUUGUUAGAAAGUGGUAUAAAAAUCUGAGGAAAACAGUACCCCCCAAGGAUGUGAGAUUAAGAAAAAAAUUCUUCGAAGAAAAGCUUACUGAGAUCUGCCAGCGAUUACUGAAUUCCUACGAUACCUGUAUUGACGAAUUCUUCUGUGAGAUAGAUUCCACUGUAGCUGCAAGUCACGAAGUAUUUCAGCAACUAGAAGAAAAGUUGGGCCCAGAGAUACAUGAAGUUGAGUGGGAAAAAAUUCAGAUUCAGGCAUUCCGACAAGAUAUUGCCGAUUGUCCUAUUUGCAUUAUGCCACUCACACAGCCUGCUCAACUUCAGAAUGGACUUUCCCAGGAUGGCUAUCAGUCAUGUCCCCGUCAGACAUCGCUGCUCUCCUGUUCUCACAUGUUCCAUAGCACCUGUCUUCAAGCAUUUGAAGAGUUUUCUUUAGGAGAAAGACCAAUCUGUCCUUUAUGCCGUUCCUGUUAUCAGAAGAAAAUUCUCAGCUAACGAUUUUAACAUAAAUUAUGAAUAUAUUUGUUAAGAGACCUAGUAUUUUAAUUGCAUUUCAGCGGAAGGGGAUACACAAAUUAUUUUUUUCUGAUGAGUGCAUGUGUGUGUGUAAACCUAGGAAGUGUUAUCACUAGAGAUAUUCCAGUCAUUAAGGUCUGGGGUAGGAUUCAAGUUUUCUGUGUCACUUCAGCCGAAUAUUUGCAUGCAGGGACAGUCCCACAGAUCCUAGUGGAUUGUCAGAAAGAGAGGAAAGCUCCACAUACCUGGGGAAACCUGAAUCAACUGAAUCAAACAAUUCUUCAUAAAAUUCUGUAGGCUGAACAUCUAAUAUUCCCAGUCUGUCAGGCUUCUAUCCAUCAAAACUAGGAUUCUGUAUGUAUCUAUUAGCCAAAAGGCAACAGAAAGAAUAAUUGCUGCAUUGUAUAAUGUUUUACAGAGGUUUGUAAUUCUAGCAAGUUUCCUGGCGGGAAAUCAUGAUUGGGUAGACCAAUGUUCCUCAUCUAGAUACAUGUAGAUAUACAUGUAGAAUGUGUCUCCACAAGCCAGAGAUGAGAUUUUCCUGUAAAGUUCUUGACUGUAUUGUUCCCCGCUCUGCUCGCUGUACAUUUUAAUGCAUUGUUUUAGGAAGUGAGGUGUUCCUCUUAAUUCUAUGCAACGGCCAAAGAACAUAGCUGUCGAUGUGCAAAUCAACUGAUUUUGGAAGUGAAAGAUUUGGACUCUCCUCCUGGACAAUCUCAGGAAAUGCUUUUUUUUUUUUUGUAAAUUCUUGUAGACCUAUCUAAUGGGAGAACAGUGAGAUCAUAUUUCAAGAGAUGAGGGUAGAAUUAAUUAACUGAAGAAACCACUAACUUUUUUGGGGUGGAGAUGCUUUGCCUGGAGCUCAUCUUUUUUUUUUUUUUUGACAAUACUUGCAAGAUUCUAUAAUCCUGAUACUUGUUCAGGCUAAGGCAAGAAUUGCAUUAGUACAGCUCAAGAACUCUCCUCACAAAAUGUUUUAAUAACAAAGGGGUACCCCCUGUUCUCACAUGGGCUUUGUUCAGUCCAUUUAUGCCUGAGAUAGGCAAUAUGCUUUCUUUGAUCAGGGGCUUGAGGAUAAUCUGUUAGAAGCUGCAUGCCACUGGUGAAUGAAGCUGAAGCUGAAUGGGAUUGCCUAUUUUUCCCCCUAAGAACCCUUUUCUCUCUUUGCUAUCUGCUUUUCUGCACACUAUUAUAUCUCCUCCCCACCCCACAUUCUUCUGUGUCAGCGAAAGGAGAUAGAUUACUGUUUCCUGAGGCCCAGGUUGAUUGUAGAAAAAUGUAUUUAUUAAACUUGGGGAAAUUAGAUAAGAGAUGCAUAUGACCUUGUGACUGUACACUAUUACCUAUCUCUAAUUUAAAUAAAAGAGUUUUAGAAAUGAUAAGAUUUUAGGGACAUUGUUAAUGUACCCAGAGACCUCGCUUAUGCAAAAAGAUACAUAUUUUUCAAAACCAAUAAUCCACGUUUCUUUGAAGAGCAUUAUCAAGUACUGUGGAUCAGCAAAGAAAAAUGCUGUUUUGAUAUAAGUAAAAUACCUCUCAAUUGGGAUAUGGAAGCAACACGCUUUGUUAAGUAAGCAGACGUGAUGCAUACUCCAAGCUUUAUACCACCGUAUGCAAUUAUAAAAUUUGUUUUCAAUAAAACUCCUUAGAAUCAAGUCAUAGAAGAAAGUCUUGUCAAAUACUUUAAUCAUCACUAAACAGGCAAACGUGUAUAAGUGUGAAUAAAAAAGGGUGAGGGUCACCACAUUACAUUCAGCUAACCCAACGUCCUAGUAAUCUGUACUUCUGAAUUAACCUAUGUCCACUUAAGCUUAGCUUUAAAAGGUGAAUAGCAAAGAUGUGCUCAAGUCAUAACACAGCAGAUCUGUCAUAAUAUGUCCACACUGUAUUAUCAACCUAUCAUGGAGAAAGCCAAACAAAAGCCUACUUGAAACACUUGCUUUGCACAUUUUUGCUCUGCUUUGAUAGAUGCCUAGUACAUUUAAGGAAAGCAUAUUUGUGCUUAAGCCCCAUAAUAAAUGAGGCAAAGGUUGAUACCUGAAGAUAAGCUUUGUUAUACCUCAAGAAGUACAGAGUACUUAACUCUAAGAAUCAAACAGCUAGGAAUGCAUUACCUAUAUUCAAUGAAUUAUGAAUCAAAAUAUGUCUUUUUUGACUUUAUAAAAUAUUUCGAAGUGAUUUUUUUUUAAACAUAGUGGCAAGUAAAAACAUCAUUUCCAAAGUAGUCUACAAUAGGUCAUUUCACAGAGACAAAGCCAAGAAACAGAGGAGCUCAAAGAUAUGUAUCUUUCUGACGCCACUCAUCUAACAUCCAUUUUCAAAACAACAUUAUCAUAAAUUUGUGUAUGAGGAUAAAAGAUGAGCAGCAUUUUAAAAAUGAGAUUCUAUGCAGUCUUUCUAUACUUCAAAACAGGUGUGAUGCUUGCACUAGAACCAGAUUAAGAUGUGAAAUGUUUCUAAGGCAAAGACAGAAUACUCAAAUGCAUGUCAAUACAUGGGAUGAAAAAUUGAACUGAUUACAAAACAUCCAAGUAGUUUAAAUUUUCAAUAGUAAAAUAUUUUUUAAAAGGGGAAUCUCAAUUUAAGUAUCAUUAAUAUAAACUAAUUCAAAAUAACUAAAGAAGUAUUUACUUUCCAGCAUAUGCCCUUAUUUUAAUGGGGAUUUGUACUCAAAGGAAUUGCAAUGGAUUAAGCCUUUAAUCAGUGCCCAUGUAGGAGAUGCUUCUUCCCUUGAGAAUUAUGAUUGUUGUUUAUGUGUUGUUAAAAAUUAGUUUAGAACUUGCUGAAAAUUGAAAGUUCAGUUUUAACUGUUCUUCAUCUAGACCAGGGGUAGGCAACCUUGGCUCUU
This is a messenger RNA of Protobothrops mucrosquamatus (brown spotted pit viper), 4261 nucleotides long. RefSeq names its product ring finger protein 32 (gene RNF32). The record is from RefSeq and is a predicted model, not a curated record. Lineage: Eukaryota; Metazoa; Chordata; Lepidosauria; Squamata; Viperidae. Gene Ontology annotation, molecular function: protein binding.